This is a messenger RNA of Tilletiopsis washingtonensis, 1640 nucleotides long. RefSeq lists its product as hypothetical. Lineage: Eukaryota; Fungi; Basidiomycota; Exobasidiomycetes; Entylomatales. The coding region runs from base 293 to 1543 and encodes 416 amino acids. The transcript has 5 exons. The record is from RefSeq and is a predicted model, not a curated record.
CGAGUGUCAGGGAUCGACGCUGAGCAGCCGCGGCAUCAGGCUGGAUCUCAAGGCAGCGACCGCGAACGUCGGCGUCCGGCGCGGCGCUCGGCCUUCUGCCUGCUCGCGAGCCGGGAUCUGCACAGCGUGCGGUGUGGAGCAGCAAAGGCAGCAGGCGCCGUGGCCGUGCGCCGCCGCGAGGCUCGCUUCGCCGCCGUGGCAGCUCGCUUGCGUGCCUGGCUUGGUGCCUGGACGCGCCUCCGCUCCGUCACUUCUCACCCUCACACCCCUUCACCCCGCCGCACACGCCGCCAUGUCGACGACCAACCCGGGCACUGUCGCGGACCCGCACGUCAUGCCGCCGUACGUCGUGCGCCGCGCCCUGCGCGUCAUUCUCUCGCGCGACUUUCUCGCCUCGCUGCCCUCGCAGUUCCGCCUGCCUCGCUGGCUCUCCUCCUUUCUCUUCCUGCUGCUCGUCGCCAACAUCAAGUCCUUUCCGCUCGUCUGGCACUUCCGCGUCUUCCUGCCCGCCAUCUGGUCGCGCAUGAAGGCACGCCCCAGCGUCCACCCGCUGUUGCCCUGGAUUCGCAGCCAGCGCUUCCCGACGACGAGCCCGGGCACGAGUCCGAGCUUGAAGCUCAGCAGUCUGCCGCUGGGCAGAGAUCUCUUUGCCGAUGUCAGCACGGCUUGCUUCCGCGCCUGGCCGGAUGACUGUGACUGGAACGGACAUGUCUCCAACUCGUGCUACUCCAAGAUCCUCGACUAUGCGCGCAUGGGCCAUCUCUCUCCUCGCUUCCUUCGCUUCCAUUUCGAUGGCGGCUGGAUGGCUCUGGGCGGCGCAGCCCUCGCCUUCCACAAGGAGAUUCCGGCGCUGAGCAAGUUCGAAGUGAAGAUGAAUGUCGAGGCGUGGGACGACAAGUGGUGCUACGUGGUGGCCCGCUUCGUCUCUCCUGCCAAGGGUCCCCAGCGUCCUCCGCCGGGCGCCAAGCGCACACUCUCGGCGCAGAACCUGCGCAAGCUCCUCAAAGACGCAGCGCAGCCACAAGGCAAGCCUCCAGUGACGGAGCUGCCCGGCGAGGCUGAGGAAGCCGAAGGCGCACCUGCGCCCAUCGAGGAUCCCAUCGCUGGCCGCACGCUCUACUGCACCGCCGUCUCUCGCUACUGCUUCAAGUCUGGACGCCGCACGAUUCCGCCGUGGUUCGUGCUCGCCACCUCCGGCUACGGCACCUUUGCAUCGACGCGCGCCAACUGGGAGAAGGCAGAGGCGCUGCGCCGUCAGGUGUUGAGCAAUGCGCGCGCGGAGCACAAGCAGAAGCAUGGAGCGCCUCUGCCGAGAGAUGGCGUGGUGGCGGGACAUGGACAUCGCAAGGCGGGCAUUCUGACGCGGUAUGAUCCUGCGCGCCCGGAGGGAGCAGGCAAGGAGGAUGAGAGGGGCUUGGGAGCUUGGCAGGACAAGUCGUCGUGGGCGCUGGCCGAGUUCGAGGAGCGACGAGUGCGUGGCUUGGAGCGUCUGCGCGCCAUCGGCGGCGUGAUCCCUUCGCCCGUCUCUACGCCUGCCUCGUAAGGCGCGUCUCUGUUGCCGAGACGCCUCCUCGGCCGCUCUGUCCUCGCUCGCUGCGCUGCUGUGGUAAUUGCAUCGAUGUUAUUCACGGCCUCACGCG